Messenger RNA from Belonocnema kinseyi, 1674 nucleotides. RefSeq names its product tubulin beta-4B chain-like. The record is from RefSeq and is a predicted model, not a curated record. Lineage: Eukaryota; Metazoa; Arthropoda; Insecta; Hymenoptera; Cynipidae. Gene Ontology annotation, molecular function: structural constituent of cytoskeleton; GTP binding; GTPase activity. The transcript has 5 exons. Gene Ontology annotation, cellular component: microtubule; cytoplasm. Gene Ontology annotation, biological process: mitotic cell cycle; microtubule cytoskeleton organization. Bases 129 to 1472 code for a protein of 447 amino acids.
UUUAUUGAAAACCACUUUCACACCUUUAUUCAUCGUUCUGGUUCAAAAGUUUAAGAAGACAGAUUUUGAUAUUUACAAUUAAUUGACCCUUACUUCCCUAAAAACAAAGCCCAAAGUGAGAAAAAAAUAUGCGUGAGAUUGCACAUUUACAGGCAGGACAAUGCGGAAAUCAAAUAGGCGCGAAGUUUUGGGAAGUAAUUUCGGACGAGCAUGGAAUUGAUCCCACGGGAACUUAUCAUGGAGACUCUGACCUGCAAUUGGAGAGAAUAAAUGUUUACUACAAUGAAGCGACUGGAGGGAAAUAUGUCCCUAGGGCAAUUUUGGUGGACCUCGAGCCCGGGACGAUGGAUGCUGUUCGAUCUGGACCAUUUGGGCAAAUUUUUCGGCCAGAUAAUUUUGUUUUUGGCCAGAGUGGGGCAGGAAAUAAUUGGGCAAAGGGGCACUACACAGAAGGUGCCGAGUUGGUAGAUUCUGUCCUGGACGUCGUUCGAAAAGAAGCCGAAAGUUGUGAUUGUUUACAAGGUUUCCAACUGACUCACUCCCUCGGUGGUGGCACUGGAGCAGGGAUGGGAACCCUCCUAAUUUCGAAAAUUCGAGAGGAGUAUCCAGACAGAAUCAUGAUGACCUUCAGCGUCGUUCCAUCUCCAAAAGUGUCGGACACAGUAGUUGAACCCUACAAUUGUACCCUAUCGGUACACCAGCUCGUGGAGAACACUGAUGAAUCCUACUGCAUAGACAAUGAGGCUCUGUAUGACAUCUGCUUCAGGACACUUAAGUUGACGACACCCACCUAUGGGGACUUGAACCACCUUGUCAGCGCGACCUUGAGUGGAGUCACCACCUGCUUAAGAUUUCCGGGUCAACUCAACGCUGACCUUAGAAAGCUGGCUGUCAACAUGGUGCCUUUUCCACGUCUGCAUUUUUUCAUCCCAGGCUUUGCCCCUCUAACGUCCAGAGGAUCACAACAGUAUCGAGCAUUGACAGUUCCUGAAUUAACACAACAAAUGUUCGACGCCAAAAAUAUGAUGGCUGCCUGUGAUCCACGGCAUGGCAAAUAUUUGACAGUAGCAGCAGUUUUUCGAGGAAGAAUGUCAAUGAAGGAAGUUGACGAACAAAUGCUAAACAUACAAAAUAAAAAUAGUACUUACUUCGUGGAGUGGAUUCCGAGCAAUGUAAAAACAGCUGUCUGUGAUAUUCCACCUAGAGGGUUGAAAAUGUCAGCUACUUUUAUUGGAAACUCGACAGCUAUUCAAGAAUUGUUCAAACGAGUUUCUGAACAAUUCACUGCUAUGUUUAGGCGAAAAGCCUUCUUGCAUUGGUACACUGGAGAAGGUAUGGACGAGAUGGAAUUUACUGAGGCUGAAAGUAAUAUGAACGAUCUGGUGUCCGAGUAUCAACAAUAUCAAGAGGCAACUGCUGAAGAAGAGGGCGAAUUUGAUGAAGAAGAGGAAGGCGAAGGCGACGAUAAAUGAAAUUUCGGAAAAUUUAAUGAUACGAUUUUACACAUUACCUAUCAAAGUCCUUAUCAGUUACUAAACAUUUCCUUAAAGGAAAGUAUGCUUACCGCUCCACUAGCUUUAAACCAAAUUUUUGUUCUUUUUUUGUAAAAAAAUAAAAUUAUCCUCCCCAAAGAUUUAGCUGAUGUAGUAAAGCACAAUUUUUACAAUAAUUGUA